UUUCCUGUUCCGUCGCGGUGGCCUGUGGGAUUGUGGCGGCCCGUUUCGCGGUGGGUGUCCACGCCCAAGAUGGCGGCGGCCGUAGUCGGCGUCUCCUUGAAGCGCUGCGUGCCCGCGGUGACCCUGUGGGCGGCCGCGCGGCAGGCCUGCCGUGGAGCACAGACAGCAGCUGCAGCAGCACCCGCUGUUCAGGCCGUAGCCCCACGUAUCAAGACGUUUGCUAUCUAUAGAUGGGAUCCAGACAAGCCUGGGGACAAGCCGCACAUGCAGACCUAUGAAAUUGAUCUGAAUAAGUGUGGGCCUAUGGUACUUGAUGCGCUGAUCAAGAUAAAAAAUGAGAUGGACUCCACUCUGACCUUCCGCAGAUCAUGUAGGGAAGGCAUUUGUGGCUCCUGCGCUAUGAACAUCAAUGGUGGGAACACCCUGGCCUGUACCAAAAGAAUUGACACCAACCUUAGCAAGGUCUCCAAAAUCUACCCUCUCCCCCAUAUGUAUGUGGUAAAGGAUCUCGUUCCGGACAUGAGUAACUUCUAUGCUCAGUACAAAACCAUUGAGCCUUACCUGAAGAAGAGGGAUGAAUCGAAUCAGGGCAAAGAACAGUAUCUGCAGUCUAUAGAAGAUCGUCAGAAACUGGACGGACUCUAUGAGUGCAUUCUAUGUGCCUGCUGCAGUACCAGCUGCCCCAGUUACUGGUGGAAUGGAGACAAAUACCUGGGCCCUGCAGUGCUUAUGCAGGCAUAUCGCUGGAUGAUUGACUCCAGAGAUGACUACACAGAAGAACGUCUGGCACAGCUUGAGGACCCAUUUUCCCUCUACCGCUGUCAUACCAUCAUGAACUGCACACAGACUUGCCCCAAGGGACUGAACCCUGGAAAAGCAAUUGCCGAAAUCAAGAAAAUGAUGUCAACUUACAAAGAGAAGGCAGUCAGCGCAUAAUGCUGUUUCUUAAUCAUAGACGUAAAACGCACAUACUGUAGCUGAAGUCCAGCUGAAGUCUGAAAUUGGUUGACCUCUGGUGUGUGCAGGUUAUGGGAGUGCUACACCUCAGGCUUCACUCUAAGAUUCUGGAUAUGGGGAAGUCAUCUGUUUCCACGUUGGCACCACAGCAAAGUAGUAACCCGAAGACGAUAAUUCAUCUAAUAACGUUCAUUCAAAUAUAGCCAUCGCUGAGGUUAAAGGUAUGGGAGAAGCUUUCAAGGAAGGUGUGUGGGUAGAAAUUACAUGUGAUGUGGGAAUCAUCAGCCUGAAAAUUUGGGAGGUUUUAUGGGAAGAACCUUGCCUGUCAAUGAAACUGUAACUACCUAGGCAAGUGCUAUGCUGCCUCAGACCAGUGGUCUCCCAGCCCGAGAACUUAAUGAUCCAACCAGCGCAACAAAUUCAGGGAUGAAUCCUGGUCAGGCACUGCAUACAUUGCGUACAUGCUAAGAAGUUGUCCGCAUCAGAUGCUUCCGAGUGCAAGAAACCCUGUAAUGCAAAACUGUGGAAUAAGCUACCCAUAGUGGAAUGUUAUUUAUUCCCCUGUUAGUUACUGGUCUGCUCUGAAGCACGAGGAGUUACAUCCCUCCUGAAGCAUACUUCUAUUUAAUGGAACCCUGCGUGUUCUUAUUCAUAUAACUAUCUGCUCCUUUUUUGAGUACUUAGAACUCUGGGGUGCUCUCAGAACUUGUGGCAAUGAGUUCCAUAGGUUGGCUAUGGAUUGUGGUUAAAUCAAUUUUCAAUUGCUUCCUUUUCAGUCUCAUUGAGUGCCCCGUGUGCUACAUAUUUCACUCAGUUGCAGAUGACCUGUGGUUAAUAGUUCCUGAAAGCCAUCGGCACCGGUUAACAUCCUAAUUGGAUACAGAUCCACAAGAUUCCAUGUGCAAAUAUUUUAAUGGCUUUCAGCUAACUGCAGGCACAUGUCCCCUUUAACUUAUUGAUAUGUCUGUAUUCUAUUACAUCUUCCCUUCUGCAAAAUCUGACAAUCUCUUCCAUCUAUGGGAAGAAUUUAGUUUCCAUAUGAAUAAUUUGUUACCUUAUAAAAAAUGUACUCUCCAUGCUCCCUAUUGCUAAGAGGCAAAGGAGCGUCUGAGUCGAUGUUCAUAUCUUCAUCACAUAUUGUUCCUGAGUCAAAUGAAUAAUCUCCUCUUGAAUUCUGGUGAAUUUUAUCUGCUGACAGCUUAAAUCAAUUUGCUACUUAUCUUUAUGAUGCCAGAGGCAAAAUCAUAUAUUGAGUGAAAGAAACCCUGUAGAAGACAAGGAAAGAAUGAGAAUAAAGUUUGUGGUGCACCAUCAGCA
Messenger RNA from Caretta caretta (loggerhead turtle), 2274 nucleotides. RefSeq names its product succinate dehydrogenase complex iron sulfur subunit B (gene SDHB). NCBI's taxonomy places the organism in Eukaryota, Metazoa, Chordata, Testudines, Cheloniidae. The record is from RefSeq and is a predicted model, not a curated record. Gene Ontology annotation, cellular component: mitochondrial membrane. Gene Ontology annotation, biological process: respiratory electron transport chain; tricarboxylic acid cycle; aerobic respiration. Gene Ontology annotation, molecular function: electron transfer activity; 2 iron, 2 sulfur cluster binding; oxidoreductase activity.